AUGCUUCGGCACGAAUCGGUCGGUCCAACAGGAGUGCUACCAUCAUACCCUCAACCAACAGUCCAGCAGUAUCUCCAGCUAAUGGGUUUACCCCAACCUCACACAAUUACUGUACCGGCUCCUCAACCAGCCCCAAGCAACCAGCCAUGCCCACCCAGUCAACCAAGACCUCCACCUUCACCACAAACAUUAGCAGCUUUAGCUCUUCCUAAUCUGGUUUCUAGAUUACAACAAUCCUUGCCACCGACGGCCAAUCAACCUAGACCUGUCUCCACUCCGCCUUCGCUCUCCGCGAUAGGUCUACCUAAUUUGGUUGUUCCAAAAUCAGAAAUUAAAGCAGAAAAACCAUCAAGCGUUGAUGCUAAAUUGCUUAACAAUUUGGCUGUAGCCUUACAAUUAUUAAUAGUUAGCAAUAUUUUAAACUCGCCACCUCCAAAAGAAUCGUUAUUAGCAAAAUCUGCAAGCGAAAACAGUCCUUAUGCGCCCCCGUGUUCGGCACCAUCUUUACCGAACUCAAAUUUUAUCGGAGGUUCAAAUUACCCUGAGCAGGGUUUGUCAAAGAGUUAUAAGCCUACUAGAAAUGGCUUAGCGUUAAUGUCGCCUUACGAAGCUUUGGCGCCUGUAAAAUCAUAUUCAGAUUCGUAUUCUUUUGGUUCUUUGAAUCCGCGGCAGGACUUCCAGUCUCCUUAUGCUGCCAUCUCCGCGCAAUGCCUGAACCGCAUUGUACCUGGAUGUGGACAGAACAUACUUCCAAUGCCAGUUCAAGUUCCAGACACACUACUCCAAAACCAGGUCAUAAUUGGACAGAAUUAUCCACAAAUGGUCGACUUACCUUAUGGAGUGGAGGCUAUCGUACCCAACCAAGUGUCUAUUCCAGCUACAACUAUUAUCCAGGAUAGUUCAGUAGCUAAUAACCUGGCUAAUGCUUUACAGCUCCUUGUUGUAAGCAAUUUACUAUCCAAUACUCUGCCAUCUGCAUCCCCAGACGUGAUUAUCCCAGGUUUGGGUUUGGGUGAUUAUGGAAUGUUGGCCCAGUAUAAUCCAAUGUUAGCCCCGGUCAAUCCAAUGUUAGCCCCGAUUAAUUCUGUAAUUUCUCCAAUUAAUUCUUGCGGUUGCGCGCCGUGGGUUUAUUGA
Messenger RNA from Spodoptera littoralis (African cotton leafworm), 1134 nucleotides. The record is from the annotation of a GenBank genome assembly. Lineage: Eukaryota; Metazoa; Arthropoda; Insecta; Lepidoptera; Noctuidae.